ACGUUUGCCAUAAAUACAGCAAUGUAGAAGCAAAUUGAAUUGUACGUGUGCGGAUCGAAAUCCAGCUCCUGGUUUUCUCUCCAUCUCUGCCUCUCCCGAUCGCAGUCAUCGUCUAACAGAACAGCGCUUAUAAAUUGGUUUGUCAUUUUUAGAGAUCUCGCUGUAGAUGUACCACAUUGCAAUCCGACAUUACUGAAAAAAGCGUGUUUUCGUAUAAGUAAAUUCCGACAAUGAAGAAAGAGAAUCUGUAAGUGAAUGACGUGGAAAAGAAGGUUAUUUUUUGCCUUGCCAGACCAAAUACAAAGCAUCGACUGCCGCAGCUCAUCGAAUCCUUCUGGAAAAUAUUGGCCGCCUUCUAAACCGAACCAUUGGGAAUUUAUUCAGUGUGUACAGAUUACUUUUCUAUAUCAUAUGUCAAUGGACCAACAACCAAGAAUACAUUUAUAAUGAACUACAUGCCUUUCUUUAAACGUAUCCGCUGAAUUAAAGUCGAUUUUAGACAUUUAAACGAGAAAGGAGCUAUUCUUACUGGUUUCAAUGGCAGUACUGGAAGGGGUUUACAGCUGCAGUUCAUUCCACUGACUGGAGAAUGCGAUACAACUUAAAUGGUGUGAUUCCCUGAAAAGAAGAAAAAGUUCCUCUGCAAGUUAAGAUCUCCCUUUGCAACUCCAGGAAAUACCAUGUGGACUUUACAAUUGUAUAUCUUUGCUGUUAUUUUCAUCUCAGCUGUCCAAACUUUUAGCCGUGCACCUAUUCCAAUGGCAGUUGUAAGAAGGGAGUUAUCCUGUGAGAGUUAUCCUAUAGAACUUCGAUGUCCAGGGACAGAUGUCAUCAUGAUUGAAAGUGCCAAUUAUGGAAGAACAGAUGAUAAAAUCUGUGAUGCUGAUCCUGCUCAAAUGGAGAACAUAAGAUGCUACCUUCCUGAUGCCUAUAAAAUUAUGUCUCAAAGAUGCAAUAAUAGAACCCAGUGUGCCGUGGUGGCUGGACCAGACGUCUUCCCAGACCCAUGUCCUGGAACUUACAAGUACCUUGAAGUUCAAUAUGAAUGCGUUCCAUAUAAAGUUGAACAAAAAGUUUUCCUGUGCCCUGGUUUGCUGAGGGGAGUAUAUCAAAGUGAUCACCUUUUUGAAUCUGAUCACCAAUCAGGUGCAUGGUGCAAAGAUCCACUCCAGGCUUCAGAUAAGAUUUAUUAUAUGCCUUGGACCCAAUACAGGACAGACACUUUAACUGAAUACUCCUCAAAGGAAGAUUUUAUUGCUGGAAGACCCACCACCACCUAUAAGCUGCCUCAUCGUGUAGAUGGAACAGGGUUUGUUGUAUAUGAUGGAGCUCUUUUUUUUAAUAAGGAGCGAACUCGGAAUAUUGUGAAAUUUGAUCUACGCACACGUAUCAAGAGUGGUGAAGCUAUUAUCGCAAAUGCGAAUUAUCAUGACACUUCCCCCUAUCGUUGGGGAGGAAAAUCUGAUAUUGAUCUUGCAGUUGAUGAAAAUGGACUGUGGGUUAUCUAUGCGACAGAACAGAACAAUGGCAAAAUAGUUAUAAGUCAAUUAAACCCUUACACAUUACGCAUUGAAGGAACCUGGGAUACAGCAUAUGACAAACGAUCAGCUUCAAAUGCUUUCAUGAUUUGUGGAAUUCUGUAUGUGGUCAAAUCAGUAUAUGAAGAGGAUGACAAUGAAGCAACUGGAAACAAAAUAGACUACAUAUAUAAUACGGAUCUUAGCAAGGAUGGAUAUGUUGACAUUCCAUUUCCCAACUCUUAUCAGUAUAUUGCAGCAGUGGAUUAUAAUCCAAGAGACAACUUGUUGUAUGUGUGGAAUAAUCAUCAUGUAGUGAAAUAUUCUCUGGAUUUUGGUCCCAUGGAAAACAGGCAAGAGUCUUCCUCCUCUAUACUGAUUUAUGUUGAUACAACAACUUCAAGGACUACAACAAGAUCUACUACAGUAAGCUCUAGUAGAAUACCAGUUACAACUGUUGGGUAUCGUAUGAAGAGCACAACCACUGUAAUGCUUACAGUGGAAGGCAUUUUAGAUCUUUCAACAAGGCCUGAUGUUUCAUCACAGCUUCCAAAUACUGGUGUAGAGUAUUGUGAGCCAGUGGUAGACUCUGACAUUUCUUGGCCAAAAACACUUCAGGGACAGAUUGCUAAACAACCAUGUCCUUCAGGUACCAUAGGUGUUGCAAGCUAUGUAUGUCUGACAGAUGGACACUGGGAUUCUAAAGGACCAGAUGUCAGUAACUGCACCUCUCCUUGGGUUAAUCAGAUUGCACAAAAACUUAAAGCAGGAGACCCUGCAGCCAUCAUUGCAAGAGAACUUUCAGAGCAAACAAAGAGUCAGAUUCAUGCUGGAGACAUCACAUACACUGUCAAAGCUUUGGACCAAGUAGUAGAUCUACUUGAUAUACAACUACGUAACCUAACACCUGGUGGAAAGGACAGUGCUGCUCGCAGUUUAAACAAGUUGCAGAAAAGGGAACGCUCUUGCAGAUUUUAUAUUCAGGCAAUGGUAGAAAUUGUUAACAACCUUCUUCAGCCCUUAGCCCAGAGUGCUUGGCAGGAACUGACAGUUGCUGAACAGCUUCGAGCAGCUACAAUGUUACUGGACACUGUUGAAGAGGGUGCUUUUGUUCUGGCAGAUAAUCUGCUCAAAACAGAUAUUGUUCAAGAGAACACAGAAAAUAUACAACUGGAGGUUGCAAGGUUGAGCACAGAUGGAAAUUUGGCAGACCUGAAGUUUCCUCAAGCUGGAGGACAAGGCAACAUCAUUCAGUUAUCUGCAAGUACAUUGAAACAGUAUGGAAAAAAUGGGGAGAUCAGAGUAGCUUUUGUCCUUUACAAGAACCUUGGUUCAUAUUUGUCUACAGAAAAUGCAAAUGUGAAGCUGGGAAAUGAUGCCAUAUCAACCAAUUAUUCUGUGAUUGUAAAUUCACCUGUUAUUACGGCUGCUAUAACUAAGGACACAACAAAAAUCUACCUUUCAGACCCAGUGGUAUUUACUGUCAAGCAUAUACAGCAGUCUGAAGAAAACUUCAACCCAAACUGCUCAUACUGGAACUACUCAAGACGGACAAUGACUGGAUACUGGUCAACUCAAGGAUGCCGUCUGCUUGGAACUAAUAAGACUCAUACAACAUGUUCUUGUACUCAUCUUACCAAUUUUGCAGUUCUAAUGGCACAUGUGGAGAUUAAGAAUAUGGAUCCUGUCCAUGAUCUUCUCUUGGAUGUUAUUACUUGGGUGGGAAUCCUGCUUUCACUUGUCUGCCUGCUGUUGUGCAUUUUUACUUUUAGCUUUUUCCAAGGCCUUCAGAGCGAUCGAAAUACUAUUCACAAGAAUUUGUGUAUAAGUCUGUUCAUGGCUGAACUAUUGUUCCUCAUUGGCAUCAAUCGUGCUGAUCAACCGAUUAUUUGUGCAGUGUUUGCUGCACUGCUUCAUUUUUUCUUCUUGGCUGCAUUCACAUGGAUGUUCUUGGAAGGAGUACAGCUGUACAUUAUGCUUGUGGAAGUGUUUGAAAGUGAACAAUCACGGAAAAAGUACUUUUACCUUGUUGGCUAUGGUAUUCCUGCUUUGAUAGUGGCUGUGUCAGCAGCAGUUGACUAUAGAAGCUAUGGAACAGACAGUGUGUGUUGGCUUAGACUUGAUACCUACUUUAUUUGGAGCUUCAUUGGCCCUGCAACAUUAAUUAUUAUGCUAAACGUAAUCUUCCUUGGGAUUGCUCUAUAUAAAAUGUUUCAUCAUACAGCAAUACUAAAACCGGAUUCUGGCUGUCUAGACAAUAUAAAAUCAUGGGUUAUUGGAGCUAUAGCACUUCUCUGUCUCUUGGGAUUAACGUGGGCUUUUGGACUAAUGUACAUCAAUGAAAAUACUGUUAUCAUGGCUUAUCUCUUUACCAUAUUCAACUCUCUACAAGGAAUGUUUAUUUUUAUAUUCCACUGUGUCCUCCAAAAGAAGGUGCGUAAGGAAUAUGGCAAGUGCCUGCGUACACACUGUUGCAGUGGGAAGAGUGUGGAAACAUCCAUCAAUUCAACAAAAACAAGUGUUUCUCGAACUACUGGACGAUAUUCCACAGCCUCACAGAGUCGAAUUCGUAGAAUGUGGAAUGAUACUGUCAGAAAACAGUCAGAGUCUUCCUUUAUUACAGGUGACAUAAACAGCUCUGCUUCGCUGAACAGAGGAGCCAUGGCUAAUCAUCUUAUAACUAAUGCUCUUCUUCGUCCUCAUGGCACUAACAAUCCUUAUAACACAUUGCUGGGGGAAUCAGCAGUCUAUAACAACCCUUCUGUCAGCAUGUGCAACACACAAGAGGGACUACUGAACAAUGCCAGGGAUACAAGUGUCAUGGAUACUCUACCACUGAAUGGUAACCACAGCAACCACUAUAAUAUUUCUGCUGGAGAUUUCAUGAGUGACUGUGUCCAGAUAAUUGAUAGAAGCUAUAACCAUAGCGAAGCUGCAUUAGAAAAAAAAUUUUUAAAGGAACUCACAACAAAUUAUAUUCCUUCCUAUCUGAACAGUCACAAACUGACCACUGAGCAUAACAGAAAUUUAAUGAACAAAUUUGUUAAUCGUAUUCGCAAUGACAAUGAAGAUGAUUCCAUUGUACGUAAUGAAAACAAUGUUGAUCAUACGAAUAAUUUGGAUAUUGAACUGAUUCAUGAAGCAUCUGAUGCUCCACUUGUUCCACAAAGAGCACAUUCAAUAGAAAACAAUCAGCCCCACAACAUCUCCAAAAUAUGUUUACCUCAGGAGAACAGUGAGAGUUUGUUUUCUUUGCUAAUCAAUGAGCAUGCAGAACACCAGCCACCUACAAACAAAGAUACUGUUUAUACUAGUAUGCCAACUUUAGGUGGUCUGCCUGUCAAAGAAACAAAUGGUACCAUAAUAAAAAGUGAACCUAUACCGAACAAAAACAAUGAUGCUGAAGAUGUUUACUAUAAAAGUAUGCCCAAUCUUGGCUCCAGAAACUAUAUCCAUCAUUUGCAUACUUACUACCAACUUGGUCGAGGCAGCAGUGAUGGUUUUUUUGUGACACCCAAAAAAGAACACAUUUCUCUGGACAAAACCUCUACAGAACCUUUUCACUUGGUCACUAGCCUAUAGAAGAUAAUCCUUAUUUGUGUUUGCUUGUUCUGAUUCUCAUAAAGCACGGGAUAUUAUUUUUCUGUGUAUUCCCACAGUUUGAUUGGUAGUAUAGAACAAAAAGAAAUGUUAUUUUCUAAAAUAUAGGGAGAUAAAUUUUUUAUGUAUCAUUUAACAAGAGAACAAUUAAUUUGUUUUGAGCAGGAAAAUGAAGAAGUGAAUUGAAUAUUGAUGGAUACUUGUAUAAUAUUGUGAAGCAUUAUGGUCCAAUAUUAAAUACAUGCUAGAGGCAAUUUUAUAGUUUUGAGAAAGCAAGCUAUCGAUUCUUUAUGAUUUCUGCAGGAAAUAUUCAUUUAAUUUAAAAAUAUCUUAACAAAACCAUAUUUAUGUGACUGGAGGGUAUACCUCAAUGUUUAAUUUGAAUUACAGAAAAACACAGAAUUCCAAGCAUUUUUAUAUAAUGUACAAAUACAAGCAUUGCACAUAACAGUGUUUUUUUUUAAUCAAAAACUGUCUCUGUAAAUGUAGUUAUUAGCAUUUUUUUCUGUUGUGUUGGUCUUGCAGAAAUUGUCAACCAAUUGGUUUUUAAAAGAAAAAUCAAAUUCUGCCUUUUAUUGUUUAAAUCACAAUUGAAAAUAUAUAUUUCAUUAAGUUUGGCUUUGUAUAACUUAAUCACCUUUUCCUUAAUAGUUCAUGUUUAAUUUCUUCACAGAGUAGUUUGUAAAUCUAUUGAUGUUUCAACAACAGUUAAAGCAAACAAAGAUUUUAAAGCAACGCUAAACCAUUUAUUAAAAUACUGUUGAAUGAAAUGAACAGAGACCUGUCCUUUGUUAGGUUACUAGUCUUCUAUGUAAGAAAUAUGAGGAGCCUGUGAGCUCUGUGUAACAAGAACUAAUAACUUUAAUCACCUUUGUUUCUCCUAGCAGUUGUAUAAAUUUGGAAAUAAUUUAGUGUUUCCUUAAAAGCAGUGGAUGUGACUACUUUUUUUUCUAGCAAAAUAUAUUUAUUUGACCACAACAGUGUAACAAUUCAGCAGAAAAGAUGAUUUUUUUUAUCCAUUUUGUAUGGUUUCCAAGUUGAAUGACCUCAUUGUUAAAGUGAAACUUGUUCUCCAACAAAUAAAUGACUGAUGAACAUUUAUAGCAAUUCAUAACCAA
Polypterus senegalus (gray bichir) is the source of this 6235-nucleotide messenger RNA. RefSeq names its product adhesion G protein-coupled receptor L3.1 (gene adgrl3.1). NCBI's taxonomy places the organism in Eukaryota, Metazoa, Chordata, Cladistia, Polypteriformes, Polypteridae. Gene Ontology annotation, biological process: adenylate cyclase-activating G protein-coupled receptor signaling pathway; synapse assembly; cell surface receptor signaling pathway. The record is from RefSeq and is a predicted model, not a curated record. The coding region runs from base 681 to 5099 and encodes 1472 amino acids. Gene Ontology annotation, cellular component: membrane; glutamatergic synapse; cell-cell junction. Gene Ontology annotation, molecular function: G protein-coupled receptor activity; carbohydrate binding. The transcript has 23 exons.